AGUUAGCACCACAACCACCACUCACUCAUAAACCUCUCUCUACUUUCUCUCUCUAAAAGGGAAGAGAAGAGAGAAAGAGAGACGGUUCCGCCAUGGACGCGGCAUCGCAGCUUGUCAACUUCAGAAUCGAUCAUUUCCGUCGAUCCUCUCCUUCCCACCGCCACAAGCUCCUUCCGCUUCGGCGACGGUCCAAUCGUGUUUUUGCUGUCGCCGCUGAACCCAAACCUGCUCCAGCGAACACUGUCAACGGUUCAUCAUCGAGGUCCCCGUCUAAUGGAACCGUCAACGGCGUCUCCACGAGAAUUGGAGAUGUUUCGAAGGAGAUUAAGAGGGUGAGGGCGCAAAUGGAAGAGGACGAACAGUUGGCGACGCUCAUGAGAGGUCUUCGGGGGCAGAAUUUGAGUGAUUCAUUAUUUGCUGAGGACGAUGUUCAGCUACGUCUUGUUGAGGUAGAUGAAAGUAGUGAGUUUUUGCCUUUGGUGUAUGAUCCUGCCAGCAUUUCUGCAUAUUGGGGAAAACGUCCACGCGCUGUAGCAACACGCAUUGUGCAGUUAUUAUCUGUUGCUGGAGGUUUUCUUUCGCGCAUUGCCUGGGAUGUGAUUAACAAGAAGGUUAAGGAGAAUGAAGUUGCUAGGGCUAUUGAAUUACGUGAAAUUGUGACAUCUCUGGGUCCAGCAUACAUAAAACUUGGGCAAGCAUUGAGCAUUCGACCUGAUAUACUGUCACCUGCAGCAAUGACGGAGCUGCAGAAGCUUUGUGAUAAAGUUCCUUCAUAUCCAGAUGAUGUGGCUAUGGCUCUAAUUGAGGAGGAGCUUGGUCAGCCAUGGCAAAAAGUCUAUUCUGAAUUAUCAUCUUCUCCCAUUGCUGCUGCAUCUCUUGGACAGGUAUAUAAGGGCCGCCUAAUGGAAAAUGGAGAUUUGGUGGCUGUUAAAGUGCAAAGACCUUUUGUUCUUGAAACAGUUACAAUUGAUUUAUUCGUUAUUAGGAACCUGGGUUUGGCUCUUCGAAAGUUUCCUCAGGUCUCCAUAGAUGUGGUUGGGUUGGUUGAUGAGUGGGCUGCCCGAUUUUUUGAGGAGUUAGACUAUGUGAAUGAAGGUGAAAAUGGAAAUCGUUUUGCUGAAAUGAUGAGGAAAGACCUACCGCAGGUUGUCAUACCAAGAACCUACAGUAAAUAUACAUCAAGGAGGGUUCUUACUACAGAAUGGAUUGAUGGAGAGAAGCUGUCACAGAGCACAGAAAGUGAUGUUGGAGAGUUGGUUAAUGUUGGAGUCAUCUGCUAUCUAAAACAGCUGCUUGAUACUGGAUUUUUUCAUGCUGAUCCACACCCAGGGAAUUUAAUCCGCACUCCUGAUGGAAAACUUGCCAUACUUGACUUUGGGCUUGUUACAAAAUUGACUGAUGAUCAAAAGUAUGGAAUGAUUGAAGCAAUUGCACAUCUCAUCCAUCGGGACUACCCAGCUAUUGUGAAAGACUUUGUUAAACUUGAUUUCAUUCCAGAUGGCGUCAAUUUGGAGCCUCUCUUACCAGUUCUGGCCAAGGUUUUUGAUCAGGCCUUAGAAGGUGGAGGGGCGAAAAACAUCAAUUUUCAGGAGCUGGCAUCAGAUUUGGCUCAAAUUACCUUUGAUUAUCCUUUUAGGAUACCUCCAUACUUUGCCCUUAUAAUUAGGGCUAUCGGGGUUCUGGAAGGGAUAGCUUUAGUUGGAAAUCCCGAUUUUGCCAUUGUUGAUGAGGCCUAUCCAUAUAUUGCGCAGAGGCUUCUGACGGAUGAAUCCCCUCGGCUAAGGAAUGCUCUACGUUACACUAUAUAUGGAAAAUCUGGAGUUUUUGAUGCUGAAAGAUUUAUUGAUGUCAUGCAAGCCUUCGAGAAUUUUAUUACUGCUGCCAGAAGUGGUGGUGGGGAGAAUUUGAAUGGGAGUAUGGCUGAUCUUGGGAUCCUUACUAAUCAGUCAGAAUAUCUCUUGCCUGGAUUCCAGUCUGUUAUGCCACAACCACUGAAGCCAGUGCAAACAAGGGCAGCUUUAGGGUUUUUGCUGUCUGAUAGGGGGAAUUUUUUCCGAGAAUUUCUUCUUGACGAGAUUGUUAAGGGCAUUGAUGCAGUAACAAGGGAACAACUGGUAAGAAUAAUGUCCUUACUAGGAAUUCAGAAUGCAACCCCUGUUUUCAGUAUGGUACCUACUUUCGGACCCUUUAAGCCCGCGGCUCUUAUACCCACCAUAACUGAAGAGGAUGAAGUUAUACUGAACAAUGUUCAGAAAGUGGUGGAGUUCUUGACUGCAGGAAGUUCGCUAUCAAGGAUAUCUGGUCAGGCAUUGAAUAUUCCUCAGGUUAUCCAAGAGCUUCUCCCAGUGUUGCCAGGCAUCUCUAUUAAGGUGCUUCCUGAGGUUAUUAACAGAUUAUCUUCUCGGAUAUUAGCACGAUUAAUACGUGAUACGUUUUUGUGACAGCAUUCUGUGUACGUUACCUGCUUAAGGCCCCACAAUUGUGUAUAUUUGACAGAAUAUACAAAACCACUAUACGAGUAUAUAUAGCUGCGCUGUCUGUAAGACAUUCACUUUGCAGAAAAAUCCCACGUGGUUGUCAUGGAUGUUACUCAGUGAUAUAUACAGUGCAAGAAAAUUGUCUUAUAUUAAGUGUAUCUGAAAAUGCCUUCAUGUAAAAUAAAAAAGUAGCCUCAAAAUAAUCAUGAAUUCUUAAGAUCCCCUUUAUGUU
Messenger RNA from Gastrolobium bilobum, 2709 nucleotides. RefSeq lists its product as uncharacterized. The record is from RefSeq and is a predicted model, not a curated record. Gene Ontology annotation, biological process: protein phosphorylation. The coding region runs from base 93 to 2441 and encodes 782 amino acids. Gene Ontology annotation, cellular component: chloroplast. NCBI's taxonomy places the organism in Eukaryota, Viridiplantae, Streptophyta, Magnoliopsida, Fabales, Fabaceae. The transcript is spliced from 13 exons. Gene Ontology annotation, molecular function: protein kinase activity; ATP binding.